Capsella rubella is the source of this 1278-nucleotide messenger RNA. Its product is annotated as GDSL esterase/lipase At4g16230. The transcript is spliced from 5 exons. Lineage: Eukaryota; Viridiplantae; Streptophyta; Magnoliopsida; Brassicales; Brassicaceae. Bases 29 to 1144 code for a protein of 371 amino acids. Gene Ontology annotation, molecular function: hydrolase activity, acting on ester bonds. The record is from RefSeq and is a predicted model, not a curated record.
ACAUCCUAAAACUGAAAAGAUAACAGUAAUGUCGUUGGUUGUUUCUCUUUGCCAAGUUAUAACAUUAUCUUCCUUGUUCUUCCUCGAGGUGUGUCUUGCCGGUAGUAUAAAAGUACCGGCGAACUUCGUGUUCGGAGAUUCAUUGGUAGAUGCCGGAAACAACAACUACUUAGCCACAUUGUCAAAGGCUAAUUAUGAUCCUAAUGGGAUCGAUUUUGGAUCUCCUACUGGUAGAUUCACCAACGGAAGAACAAUCGUCGAUAUCGUAUAUCAAGCAUUGGGUUCAGAUGAGUUAACUCCACCGUACUUAGCACCAACAACAAGAGGACCUCUCAUUCUCAACGGUGUCAAUUAUGCUUCCGGCGGAAGUGGAAUCCUCAACUCCACCGGAAAAAUAUUCGGAGACCGUAUAAAUGUGGACGCACAACUAGAUAACUUUGCAACCACGAGACAAGACAUCAUUUCUUGGAUCGGUGAAUCCGCGGCGACUAAUUUAUUCCGGUCUGCAAUUUUCUCGGUUACAACAGGUUCAAACGAUUUAAUCAACAAUUAUUUCACUCCGGUUGUAUCAACCGUUGAACGUAAAGUCGUAUCUCCUGAAGUCUUCGUUGAUACAAUGAUAUCAAGAUUCCGAUUACAACUCACCAGAUUGUACCAAUUGGGUGCUAGGAAAAUCGUGGUGAUUAAUAUUGGUCCCAUUGGUUGCAUACCGUUCGAGAGAGAGGUCACGUCUGAUCCAACGGCUGGAAAUGAAUGUUCAUUCGAACCUAAUGAAAUGGCACAAAUGUAUAAUCUCAAGCUUAAAACACUCGUUGAGGAAUUAAACAAGAAUCUACAAGGUUCAAGAUUCGUAUACGCUGAUGUUUUCCGCAUUGUUUAUGAUAUUCUCCAAAACUAUUCAUCUUACGGUUUUGAGAGUGAGAAGAUUGCAUGUUGUGCGUUAGUUGGGAAAGUAGGUGGGCUGAUUCCAUGUGGACCGACUUCAAAAGUGUGUAUGGACCGUUCCAAGUACGUAUUUUGGGAUCCUUACCAUCCCACGGAAGCUGCUAACAUCAUCAUCGCUCGGCGUCUCUUCUCCGGAGACACCUCCGAUAUCUAUCCGAUCAAUAUCCGGCAACUCGCUAACCUCAAGAUAAACGCAUGAACCGUGGGAAAAGAACCUCAUAUAUCUAUAUAGGGUUGUGCUGUUGGUUUGGCGAUUAGCGUUUGCGUUUUGAUCUAAUUACUUUUAUUUCUAUAUUGAUGAUAUGUUCCUUAUAACUAAUUUAUUAUAGUAUC